Molecule: messenger RNA, 4521 nt
Organism: Cantharellus anzutake
Lineage: Eukaryota; Fungi; Basidiomycota; Agaricomycetes; Cantharellales; Hydnaceae
Exons: 5
Coding region: 1-4521 (1506 amino acids)
Molecular function (GO): protein binding
Source: RefSeq, a predicted model, not a curated record
AUGUCGGUGCGGCAAAAUGCUCAAGCUCUCAGGCAAAAGGUCGAUGAUCUCCUCGUGGAGGGGGUUGACAUCGCGGUCCCAAUUCUCAAGGUCGUCAAUGCUACGGCUGAUUGGUGUCCCCCUCUAAAGAUGGCGACUGGUGGUGCACUCUCCAUCCUCGACGAGGUUAAGAAGUUCAAGGACAACAAGAAGGAAUGGACGGAUUUUGGGAAAUACGUGGUCGACACCGUAGCCGAGGUGGUUUCAGCCAUGAAAUCUUAUGAUGCGUCAGCGGAAGAGGCAAAACCGUGGGUGGAGAGUGUCACAGAGCUUGAUAGGGCGCUACAGAAGAUUAAGUCCGAAAUCGAACGAAGACUGAAAAAAGUAGAGAAACGACCGGCUGUCCUAAACGUAGUGUCCUACCUCAGAGACCCAGGAAAAAUUGAUGGCCUAAAGAAAGACUUUGACAAAGCAUUGGCGUCGUUUCAGCUUAAGGCGAAUCUAAUAGGUGGUGCAAAAUUAGCGGCCAUAGAACGUCGUCUACAGGAUGACAAAAUCCUUGAUAGUCUCCGGUACCCUCAUAUCGCCCAGGAUGAUUUCACUCAGGCGUGCCUAGAAGGAACUAGGAUUGAUCUCACGGAGCGUAUCAUGUCAUGGUGCCGCAACACUGGAGAGUGUGAGAACCGGCUAAUGCUAUUGACUGCUGUGGCUGGUGCCGGAAAGACUUCGAUUGCACUCACGAUAGCAGAACGAUGUGCUAGUGAAGGGGACGUUGCACUGUUACUGCACUUCUUCUUUAAAGCGGGAGAACGGUCGCGGCCUGAUUUUCUGUUCAGCAGCAUAGCUCGAACUCUGGCAGACCAUGACCCGGUUUACCGCACUUUCAUCGUCUCUGCUCUUCGAAACGACCCUUCCCUCUCAACGGCCCUACUUGCAAAGCAAUUCGAAAAUUUUGUGGCCUUGCCUCUCCUUCAUAAACCUCCACCUCCCGACCGUCCCAUGGUGGUUAUCAUCGAUGCUUUAGAUGAGUGUGACAAAGAAGUGUUCGUGCCCUUUGCCGAUAUCCUUCGGAAGGAAGUGCCCAGGCUACCAUCUUCCAUAAAAUUCUUUAUCACAUCAAGACAUACUGAUCUUGUUAAACGCUCCCUCUCACCCCAAUUCCCUAUUGGUCGUCUCGCUAUUGACCUUUCGGAUGACACAAAUGUGCAGGACUGUGCUACAUAUAUACGUUUCGAGCUGCAAAAGCUGAAGGAUUGGCAUCCUGAUUUACGGCGUAAUCUUCAGGAUGAGGAUAAAACAGUUCGGGAAAUCCUGGAACGCGCAAGUGGCUUGUUUGUUUGGAUCAGCACGAUCUUUCGCUACAUGAAGACAGCCAACAAGGAUCCCAUGAGGACGUUAGAGGGCUUGCUCAACACUGGUGCCGAACGAUCAAAGGUCCCUGCCGAGGGAAUGAUGGACCGCUUAUAUACAAGCAUUCUGAAGAAGUGCGAUUGGGAAGAUGAAGAUUUUGCCCAUGACUAUCCAAUCGUGAUGGGUGCAAUUUUUGUCGCACAGCAGCCUCUGUCCAUCACAGCCUGGGAUGCAAUUUUGUCACCUUUCCUCAAGUUUUCUGUUCGAUAUUCAUUGGCUGAACUUGCUCCUCUACUCUCAGGAGUUGAGGAUUCUCACCUUCCGGUUCGCAUCUUACACCAAUCUUUCCGCGACUUUAUCGUCGAUCGGAUUGAUCCCCCAUCAAUCAGCCCUCGUUGCAUCCUAGUAGAUGUAGGGUCGGAGAAUGCCAGAGUUGCCCUGCGAUGCACUGAGAUCCUGAACCAGGAUCUUCGCUUUGUAAAGGGCUUAGGAAUGAUUGAAAACUUGUCUGAAAAAGAUGAGCUGCCACUCAUUCCCUCGGAGUCAUCUGAGCACUCUCAUUAUGCAUGUCGCUAUAUUGUCCAUCACCUCAGUGGAGUCCAGGAACCAUCACAGGAGCUCGAUGAGUUAGUUGGCGUGUUUCUCAGUCAGCAAGCAACUCGCUGGGUGGAGGCCUGCGUGAGAAUGGAGGGCUACAUUAGUAUCUCGUUACUCCCUGAGUGGGCUAAGUUGGCUGUUGGCCACAGGUCAAAAGGUGCUGUCCACACACUGGCCAGUGUGCUUGUCCAACUUGCAUCGAAUUUGAACUUUUUUGCAAGAUUCCAGGAGGCAUAUGAGGCAGCGAACGAUUCCGUUGUACUCUGCCGUUACCUUCUUUCGGUGGACUUGGGGUCCUCCCUGGAUUUAGCCAGAUCACUUGGGGCUCUUUAUUCAGCCCUUUCCAAACUUGGACGGCACUCAGAGGCACUUCCAUUCAUUGAAGAAAGUGUCAACCUCUGCCGCCAGCUAGUUGCUGUUCACCCAGGCUCAUACACCCCGGAUUUGGCCCUGUCACUCAACAAUCUAUUUAAUGCUCUUUCCAAUCUUGGACGGCACUCGGAGGCGCUCCCAUUCAUUGAAGAAAGUGUCAGCCUCCGGCGCCAGCUGGUUUCUGUUCACCCAGAAUCAUACACCCCGGAUUUGGCCCUGUCACUCAACAAUCUAUUUACUGCUCUUUCCAAUCUCGGACGGCACUCGGAGGCCCUCCCAUUCAUUGAAGAAAGUGUCAGCCUCCAGCGCCAGCUGGUUUCUGUUCACCCAGGAUCAUACACCCCGGAUUUGGCCUUGUCACUCAACAAUCUAUAUGAUGCUCUUUCCAAACUCGGACGGCACUCGGAGGCGCUCUCAUUCAUUGAAGAAAGCGUCAGCCUCUACCACCAGCUGGCUGCUGUUCACCCGGGAUCAUACACCCCAGAUUUGGCUGGGUCACUCGACAAUCUAUAUUUUGCUCUUUCCCAACUCGGACAGCACUCGGAGGCGCUCCCAUUCAUUGAAGAAAGUGUCAGCCUCUACCACCAGCUGGUUUCUGUUCACCCAGGAUCAUACACCCCAGAUUUGGCACGGUCACUCAACAAUCUAUGUGAUGCUCUUUCCAAACUCGGACGGCACUCGGAGGCCCUCCCAUUCAUUGAAGAAAGCGUCAGCCUCUACCGCCAGCUGGUUUCUGUUCACCCAGGAUCAUGCACCCCAGAUUUGGCUGGGUCACUCAACAAUCUAUAUGAUGCUCUUUCCAAACUCGGACGGCACUCGGAGGCGCUCCCAUUCAUUGAAGAAAGCGUCAGCCUCUACCGCCAGCUGGUUUCUGUUCACCCAGGAUCAUACACCCCAGAUUUGGCUGGGUCACUCAACAAUCUAUAUUUUGCUCUUUCCCAACUCGGACAGCACUCGGAUCCGCUCUCAUUCAUUGAAGAAAGUGUCAGCCUCUGGCGCCAGCUGGUUGCUGUUCACCCAGGAUCAUACACCCCAUAUUUGGCCCUGUCACUCAACAAUCUAUAUGAUGCUCGUUCCAAUCUCGGACAGCACUCGGAGGCGCUCCCAUUUAUCGAAGAAAGCGUCAGCCUCUACCGCCAGCUGGUUGCUGUUCACCCAGGAUCAUAUACCCCAGAUUUGGCCCGGUCACUCAACAAUCUAUGUUUUGCUCUUUCCCAACUCGGACAGCACUCGGAGGCGCUCCCAUUCAUUGAAGAAAGUGUCAGCCUCUACCGCCAGCUGGUUGCUGUUCACCCAGGAUCAUACACCCCAGAUUUGGCACGGUCACUCAACAAUCUAUAUGAUGCUCUUUCCAAACUCGGACGGCACUCGGAGGCCCUCCCAUCCAUUGAGGAAAGCGUCAGCCUCUGCCGCCAGCUGGUUUCUGUUCACCCAGGAUCAUACACCCCAGAUUUGGCUGGGUCACUCAACAAUCUAUAUGAUGCUCUUUCCAAACUCGGACGGCACUCGGAGGCGCUCCCAUUUAUCGAAGAAAGCGUCAGCCUCUACCGCCAGCUGGUUUCUGUUCACCCAGGAUCAUAUACCCCAGAUUUGGCCCGGUCACUCAACAAUCUAUAUUUUGCUCUUUCCCAACUCGGACAGCACUCGGAGGCGCUCCCAUUCAUUGAAGAAAGUGUCAGCCUCUACCGCCAGCUGGUUGCUGUUCACCCAGGAUCAUACACCCCAUAUUUGGCCCUGUCACUCAACAAUCUAUAUGAUGCCCGUUCCAAUCUCGGACGACACUCGGAGGCGCUCCCAUUUAUCGAAGAAAGCGUCAGCCUCUACCGCCAGCUGGUUGCUGUUCACCCAGGAUCAUACACCCCAGAUUUGGCCCUGUCACUCAACAAUCUAUAUGAUGCUCUUUCCAAUCUCGGACGGCACCCGGAGGCGCUCCCAUUUAUCGAAGAAAGCGUCAGCCUCUACCGCCAGCUGGUCGCUGUUCACCCAGGAUCAUACACCCCAUAUUUGGCCCGGUCACUCAACAAUCUGUAUUUUGCUCUUUCCCAACUCGGACAGCACUCGGAGGCGCUCCCAUUCAUCGAAGAAAGCGUGAAACUCCGGCGCCAGCUGGUUGAAAUCAACCCAGGAGCAUACACCCCACAAUUGGCCAGUUCACUCAAAAACCUUCGCAACGCUCUUUCCAAUCUUGGACGUCAUUCCGAGGCACAAAUGGUCCACAGUUGA